Molecule: messenger RNA, 4886 nt
Organism: Zophobas morio
Lineage: Eukaryota; Metazoa; Arthropoda; Insecta; Coleoptera; Tenebrionidae
Gene: jing
Product: jing
Exons: 7
Coding region: 107-2356 (749 amino acids)
Biological process (GO): regulation of transcription by RNA polymerase II
Cellular component (GO): ESC/E(Z) complex
Source: RefSeq, a predicted model, not a curated record
GAAGGGCCGUGACGUCACCCAUGCAGGCCCCCGCCCCGCGGCGGCGCGCGCCGCUCGGCCGGAGGAGGAUCGGCGUGCCGUGCGGCGACGGCAGUGUGUUCUCAAAAUGGCAGACGGGUUGUGUUCGGGAGAGCCAGUCGACGAAGAUGUAACCGCAGUGACAGCGCAACCGAUGGCGACGAGCGGUGGUGAGGUGGUGGGCGCGUUCUGCUGUGCUGGUGGUGGUGGUGAGCUGUGCGCGCUGGGCGAGCCGCAGGGCUUCCUGGAGGACGACUGCAGGAAGAAGCGCUGCGUCGACCGCUACGACAGCUCGGAGUCUUCAGACAGUGGAGUGGCGGUCCUCAGCUGCACCGACUGCAGCGGCAGCAGCACAGCCUCGAGCGACAUCACCGAUCCCGGGUCGCCUUUCAGCACAGCGUCUAAUCACUCCGAAGACUCGGCGUCGCAGUCCUCCACGAAGAUGCCGCCAACGCAACAGACCGCCCAUCAUCCGCCGUGGCCGUGGACGACGGAAGAAUGUAGUAGUAACACGUCGAUCAACCCGAAGAGAUCCAUGCAACUAGAUAAGACUGCCUUCCCGAAACGACUCAAGUCCAACGAGGACACGACGACAACUAGCAAACAAUCACCGCCAUGCCUAAGCAACAAAAUGACGACGUCGGUCAAGGGACAAACCGCGGCCCUUGCUUCGUCAGACGCCGCCGCCACCCCUAGUCCUAACGAUAACAAUAAAUCCGUUAAUGUUAAGAAAACGUCGAAGAAGGUCGAGCUGACGAAGCAAGGGAAGAUCACGGAGUACUUCAAAUCGCAGGUGAAACUGCACGUGAUCAAAAAAGACCCCGUCUCGAAGCCGCCGCCAGUAAGUACCGCCAAAUUCGUCUCGCUAGUCGACCAGCAGACCCAGUUCAACGGCAUCAGGCCGCCGAACUCGCGCGCCGCCCCCAAGAAGUCGUCCGAGUCCAAGAGCCGCAAGUUGUCGCACGUUACAGUUCCUAGGAAGAUCCUCCCCGCCCCCAGCAAGCUCCCCGACAGCCCCGUCGCCCUCGCCCAGCCCCCGGUGAACUUCGCCCACACCAUGACCCUCACCGCCCUCAGCUUCCCGCCCAACCUGACGUACCUGCACACCAAGGCGCCCAAGCCGCCCGACAACGGCCUCUUCGUGCCGCAGUUCGCCGCCGCCGGCGCCAUUCCCGUCCUCGGGCACGUGCUCCAGCCCGUGCAGAAGGUCGUCAACAGCUUCAACUGCGUCAAGCUCAACGCCACCGUCGUGCCCUUCGUCAAGCUGAACGCGCUCCCGCCGACGCUCAGCGUGGAGACGGCGCAGCCCACGGUCAUCUCCGCCAAGCCGAAGGCGGAGGCCGCGCGCCUGGAGGAGGCGCUGUCGCGACGGAUGGGCGAGGAGAAGUCGCCCUCGUCGGCGGAGAGCUCGGACAGCGGCGUUUCAGUCAAGGACGGGCUGGAAGUGGCGGUGGAGGAGGCGGUCACGGUGCCGCCGCAGAAGUCGCCGAUCCUCUCGCAGCCGAAGACAAUCAGGUUUCCGCCGGCGAAGCAGGAGAAGGAGGAGCCGAAGGAGAAGGCGACGCACGCGCAGGAGUCGGGCCUGUGCAGGUGGGCCGAAUGCAGCGCACAAUUCGACACCAGUGGGGCCUUAUUAGAACAUCUUCAGAUAAAACAUGUGAUAUCGCAAGCAACUCAAGAACAGUACGUCUGCCUGUGGUUGGGUUGCAAGGUGCACGGACGCACAUCCUGUUCGAGGUCAUGGUUAGAGCGACACGUUUUGGCACACGCGGGAACCAAGCCCUUCCGAUGUAUAGUCGACGGAUGCGGCCAGAGGUUCAACUCCCAGUUGACGCUGGAGCGGCACGUCAACGGCCACUUCAACGGCGACGGCAACCAGAACAGCAACGCCAAGAAGUCUGCCGAGAACUCCUCCGUCAAGCUGUUCAAGCGGAACGGGAAAAAAAUAAGGUUCAGGAGGCAGCCGUGGUCAGCGCGGAUGUUUGAUUUUAUCGAUGCGGGCAUUAUGGAGGGACUGCAGCACAGGCUGCUGACGAUGACGCAGGAGAGGACGCUGGGACAGAUACACGACGAUGGGAAUGCCGUGAAUGUGCUUAGCCAAGUCAUUGCCAGGAGGGUGGAGCCGGAUGGCAAAGUCAAGUUCUUGGUCAAGUGGGACCCCGUCGGAAUAAUUCCCGACGAAUGGGUGACAGAGAAGGAGUACGUCCCGAUGAAGUCGGUCCACAUUCCGUCUCUCCAACCCACCUCCAAAGACGCCCUCACCUCCCACUUCUUCUCGCUCGAGAGGAGAAGGCAAGAAGGGCGGCGUCGCAAACCCAUCUCAAAGCAGCAAACGUGAUAUAAAGUUUUUGUUAAUAAAUUAUAUAAAUGUAAAAAGUCAUGAGUGAGCCUUUGUAAUAAACCCAUGCUUGUGUUCAACCGGCCCAAGAUGGCGCCGCGCCGCCAUGUCGGGCCGACAUUUUGUACUUUUCGUUUUGGAAACGUUCAGAAAUGGAUCUCGCUUGCAAAGGUUCGCUUCGGUUUGGUUAAACAAAUUGUAUGAUAUGUAUGGGAGCACGAUGUAUAUUUGUGAAGUCUUUCACUGUGUACAGAAAGUUUUGUAUUGUAUAGUAAAUGUAGAGACAGACGGAACGGAAAGCUUUUAACCGUUUUACAACCAGCCUAGUAUCACUGCCAUUGAACUGGUUUAUAGUUGUUAGAAACUUUCUGAUAGACUAGACGAAUUAUAAGCAUUAUCUUAUUUAAUUUAGUUAAUUUGUGUGUUCGCAAUAUUUACAAAGUAAUUUAGUUUUAUUUUUUACGAUGUACGCCGCGGGGACGUAACAGGCAACCGAGUUUUUUUUCUUUUUUCGCAUUCAUCAUCCGCAUCUCCAUUCGCUCGACGGUAGGUUUGACACUGUGAUAAAUUCGUUUCAAUCAAAUUCAAGAGAGUCAAUUGGAUCGCUUAAAGACGUAACUUCAUGUGCCAUUCUGACAAAAUUGCGUUGUUCCUGUUCGCUGCCUGUCCCCUAUCAAACAAAACUUGAACGGUUUACUACUUUUAGAUGAAAUUAUAAUUUAACAUUCCUUUCGAGCUCGUAUCUUUCUAUUUAUUUUAGCUUAAUAUUUAUUUAACUAAAUUUAAAAAACAAAAAAAAACAAGUUUGAUUCAGGAGAGUUUUCAAAUUGAAUUGAAAUGAAACACUGCCAGCAACACUGCCCAAAAAUAUGUGAAUAAUUCAAUUAGUAAAUGCCAUGACUUUUUUAUACAGAUUUUUUUAAAGCGUUCAUUUCCACUUGAGUGCCAUUUUAAAAUUUCGUCUUUUACAAUUUUUAAUUAAUACACGAUUGUGUUCUUUUAAUGUUAAUUUAUAACCUAAUGUGAUGUACUGUGAAAAUUGAUGCUAACCAACCUUGAUCUCAAAAUCUUUCGCGUUUUGCAUGUGUUCGGAGGGCGGCCGCCGCGCCCCCGCGCCGCCCCGCGCAAUCAGAUGAGUAUUAUAUAAAAUACCGUUAUCGACCAAAGAAUAAAGUUAGAGGUUACCCAAUUGACGAUAUUUUAUAUACGGUGAUUGGUGGUCGGUGGUGGGUGGGCGGGGCGGCCGGCGCCGCUUCUAAAGGAAUCAAAAAUAAUCUGUACUUAAGUUACAUCGGUCGCAGCAUUUUUCAUUUAUUUUGCUCAUAUCAUUUAGAAAAAUAGACUGAAAUUCAUCAAAUUAUUUAUUUGAAAAUUGACUGAUUUAGUUGAUAUAUUAAUACGACAAAGACAGAGUUAGACACGAUAAUCUUACGAUUGGUUGUUACUGUAGAUGUUUUCUCGUUUCCCCAGUAUUUACAUACACCGGAGUCACCUAUAGUUGUGCAGUUGCAUGUUGGUACUUGGUAGCAACCAAUCGCUGGUUUCUUAAAUUUACAGUGUAAAUACUUCUGUAAACGAUAAAAUAAACAAUUCACUAUGUAACAUAGUUUUAGUUUUAACAUAGUUUGUAUCUACCAUAUUUCUAUCAUCCAGAAAAAGUAACUUUUAUAAACUAUUCUUUUACAAUGCAUUUAGAGACAAAAAUCUAAAAUUAAGACUGUUCAAAAUUAUAUCAUAUUGAUAGGUAAUUUUAUACUAGGAGAGAAUGGUAUGAUGUAUUUCGUUCCCUAAGUUGUUCUUAUUUAGUUCAUCCCUAUUGGAGAUUGUUUGAUGGCUUGACAGACGCUACGAUAUCAUUUAAGGAAGAAAAUAUAUGAAUGUAUUGUUAAGUAGAGAAUAUUUUAAUUAAUGGCCGAGUUUACGAGCUGUUUGGAUUUAUAAUUAAGUGUUAGUGGACGAGUAGAAUAUUUUAUUAUAAAGAGAAAGAUUCGUGAUGCUUAAUGAAUGUAACAAACUAUGUGACAAAUAAUAAGAAAUUUAAAUUCUUACCCUAAUUGGUGUUUAAAAUUUUGAAUAGCGAGGAUAUUAGAACUCGAGACAAUGGUAGAUAAGGGACUUUUUCAAGUGACGAUCGGGAAACAAUUUCCAAUCCGUGUUUUUGCAUUGUAAAUAUAGUUAAUUACAAAUAUACUUAAUUUAAUGUCAUUGUGAAAUUCCGUUUUUGUUUUUCAUGUUUAUUUUCGACAUCUUAUUGGUUAGAACAUGAACAAAUUCUACCUCACUGAUUUUUAUUUUAGGUUUUUGUAUGUUUAGUUUCUAUAAGUUGCAUAGAGUUAAACUGUAAUUAUAUUUAGUAGUACGAUUUCGCCUGUUCGAAUCUUAAGACUGUAUGCAGGAGAACUUUGUUGAUCCUUUUUAUUCAACUUUGACAUUUCACUGCAUUUUAUUUAUACAUUAUUUUUUGUGAUUCGACAGAAUUUUUAAAUUUAUGAAUGUAUCUAUUCUAAUGAGAAUAAAUAUGUAAAUAACA